Messenger RNA from Argentina anserina (silverweed cinquefoil), 1602 nucleotides. Its product is annotated as UDP-glucuronic acid decarboxylase 6. Gene Ontology annotation, cellular component: cytoplasm. Lineage: Eukaryota; Viridiplantae; Streptophyta; Magnoliopsida; Rosales; Rosaceae. The transcript is spliced from 13 exons. Gene Ontology annotation, molecular function: UDP-glucuronate decarboxylase activity; NAD+ binding. Bases 234 to 1274 code for a protein of 346 amino acids. Gene Ontology annotation, biological process: D-xylose metabolic process. The record is from RefSeq and is a predicted model, not a curated record.
CUAACCAGUCAGGCAGAGACCACCACCAGUUGAACAGAAGUGGCAUCGUAGAUUAGAUUCUGGAAACCAAAGCAUCUACCUUCGGACUGGUACUUAACAGUUAGUUACCUCUUUAUAAUCAAAUCCACUUUACGAUUGCCCUCUAAACUAGCUAGUUCAUCUCAGAAACCCAAUAACCCCACAGAAUCUCUAGUUUCAGAAGGUGUUUGGAUUUUAGAGGGGAUCUUAAGGAAAUGGCAACCAAUUCCUCCAAUGGUGAUCACCCUAUUACAACAAAGCAGCCUCCUUUGCCAUCCCCUCUGCGUUUUUCCAAAUUUUUUCAGUCCAAUAUGAGAAUAUUAGUUACUGGAGGAGCUGGAUUCAUCGGUUCUCAUCUGGUUGACAGAUUAAUGGAAAAUGAAAAGAAUGAGGUUAUUGUUGUUGAUAACUACUUCAAUGGCUCCAAGGACAAUCUUAAAAAAUGGAUUGGUCAUCCCAGAUUUGAGCUUAUUCGUCAUGAUGUAACUGAGACAUUGUUGGUUGAGGUUGAUCGGAUAUACCAUCUUGCAUGCCCAGCUUCUCCAAUUUUCUACAAAUACAAUCCUGUAAAGACAAUAAAAACAAAUGUGAUUGGUACUCUAAACAUGCUUGGACUUGCCAAGCGAGUUGGAGCAAGGAUUUUGCUGACAUCAACUUCAGAGGUAUAUGGAGAUCCCCUUGUGCACCCACAACCUGAGAGCUAUUGGGGUAAUGUUAAUCCAAUUGGAGUGAGGAGCUGUUAUGAUGAGGGCAAGCGUGUUGCUGAGACUUUGAUGUUUGAUUAUCAUCGGCAACAUGGGAUAGAAAUUCGCAUUGCUAGAAUUUUCAACACAUAUGGCCCUCGCAUGAAUAUUGAUGAUGGGCGUGUAGUUAGCAACUUCAUAGCCCAAGCACUUCGAGAUGAACCUCUGACGGUCCAAAACCCUGGAACUCAAACUCGCAGUUUCUGUUAUGUUUCUGACAUGGUUGAUGGCCUCAUCCGUCUCAUGGAAGGAGAGCACACUGGACCCAUCAACAUUGGAAACCCAGGUGAAUUCACAAUGCUCGAACUUGCAGAGACAGUGAAGGAGCUCAUCAACCCGCAAGUAGAGAUUAAGAGGGUGGAGAACACUCCUGAUGAUCCAAGACAAAGGAAACCCGACAUCACAAAGGCAAAAGAAUUGUUGCGAUGGGAGCCAAAAAUAACGUUAAGGGAAGGUCUGCCUCUAAUGGAGGAGGAUUUCCGUCUGAGGCUCGGAGCAGCCAAAAAGAACUAAUUGUCUGUUGCUUGAAAUUUGGAAAUAUAGAUGAUCAGACUUUUGGCCAUGGAAUGGAUGUCUGCAGAUUAGAGUGCUCCAGUAUGAGUUUGCUCGUCUCCAACAGCACUGAUUGCCAAACUGUGUGUUUUACACUUUUACUUCAUUGUGCUAUAACAGAAUAAUAAUUAGGUGAACAAUAUUUUUCUUGUUUCACUUCAAAAUGUGGGAAUGUGGGAUUCAGCACCGUCCUGUAGUUUUAAGUUGUUCUCAAUCAAAUCUACUACCAGGAACCCCCGAAUUUUGUUAUUCCAAUGAUUACUAAAUAAUAAAAUUAUACUUCUCAAUU